AUGAAAUUAUCAAAUAUUUUAUUGGUAAUAUUUUUACUAUCAAUAAAUAUAAUUAAGGGAUCGACCACAGAAUUAAAUUCAAAUAAUUUAAAUAUAGAUGAUAUUGAACAUGAUCAAGAUGGUGAUUUUGGAAUUGAUUUACCUUUAACAAUUGAAUCAAGAUAUAGUGUUGAAUUUGAUAGAAAUAUUGAAAAUGGUAUGAUGACAUUAAAACCAACUCAACCAUCAAAUUAUAAAAGAAAUCCAUUAUCAAAGAAUAUUGAUAUUGAUAUGCAAGGUAAUUUCUAUCAAAUUAAUGUAAAUGUUUUAAUUGGUCAACAAAAAUUCAUUUUACAAGUUGAUACUGGUUCAACUUUAACUGCAAUUCCAUUAAAAGGUUGUAAUAGUUGUAAAGAUAAUAGACCAGUUUAUGAUCCAGCUUUAUCAUCAUCCUCACAAUUAAUUCCAUGUUCAUCUGAUAAAUGUUUAGGAUCAGGAUCAGCAUCACCAUCAUGUAAAUUACAUCAAAAUGCUAAAUCAACUUGUGAUUUUAUUAUUUUAUAUGGUGAUGGAUCAAAGAUAAAAGGUAAAGUUUUUAGUGAUGAAAUUACAGUUAGUGGAGUUAGUAGUACAAUUUAUUUUGGAGCAAAUGUUGAAGAGGUUGGAGCAUUCGAAUAUCCAAGAGCUGAUGGUAUUAUGGGUUUAGGUAGAACAAGUAAUAAUAAGAAUUUAGUUCCAACCAUUUUCGAUUCAAUGGUUAGAUCAAAUUCAUCGAUAAAGAAUAUAUUUGGUAUUUAUUUAGAUUAUCAUGGUCAAGGUUAUUUAUCAUUGGGUAAAAUCAAUCAUCAUUAUUAUAUCGGUUCAAUUCAAUAUACGCCAAUUCAACCAGCUGGUCCAUUCUAUGCAAUUAAACCAACAUCAUUCCGUGUUGACAAUACCUCUUUCCCAGCAAAUUCAAUGGGUCAAGUAAUUGUUGAUAGUGGUACAAGUGACUUAAUUUUAACCUCAAGAGUAUACGACCACCUAAUCCAAUACUUUAGAAAACACUAUUGUCACAUCGAUAUGGUUUGUAGUUAUCCAUCAAUUUUCUCAAGUAGAGUCUGUUUUGAAAAAGAAGAAGAUUUCGCAACCUUCCCAUGGUUACAUUUCGGCUUCGAAGGUGGCGUCAGAAUCGCCAUUCCACCAAAGAAUUAUAUGAUCAAAACCGAAUCUAAUCAACAAGGUGUCUAUGGCUAUUGUUGGGGUAUUGAUCGUGGUGAUGAUAUGACCAUAUUGGGUGACGUUUUCAUGCGUGGUUAUUAUACAAUUUUUGAUAACAUUGAAAAUAGAGUUGGCUUUGCCAUUGGCAAAAACUCAAAAAAUUCAAAUGUAGGUGAUAUUACUGAUAUUAAUCAAUUCGACUCAACUUAUUAUAGAAAUGAUGGAAACAAAAACAAUUUCAAUUAUUUAUCAUUUUCCUUCAUUUCAAUUAUUUUAAUAAUUAAUUUAAUUUUAUUAUAA
Dictyostelium discoideum AX4 is the source of this 1479-nucleotide messenger RNA. RefSeq lists its product as hypothetical. The transcript has 2 exons. Lineage: Eukaryota; Evosea; Eumycetozoa; Dictyosteliales; Dictyosteliaceae. Bases 1 to 1479 code for a protein of 492 amino acids. The record is from RefSeq and is a predicted model, not a curated record. Gene Ontology annotation, molecular function: aspartic-type endopeptidase activity. Gene Ontology annotation, biological process: proteolysis.